This is a messenger RNA of Phyllostomus discolor (pale spear-nosed bat), 4766 nucleotides long. RefSeq names its product ATP binding cassette subfamily F member 1 (gene ABCF1). The record is from RefSeq and is a predicted model, not a curated record. Gene Ontology annotation, molecular function: ATP hydrolysis activity; ATP binding. The coding region runs from base 150 to 2642 and encodes 830 amino acids. The transcript is spliced from 25 exons. NCBI's taxonomy places the organism in Eukaryota, Metazoa, Chordata, Mammalia, Chiroptera, Phyllostomidae.
CCCCGGAGUUGACGGUGAGGCCUGCCAGAGCGCCGCCAGGGGCGGGACUGGUCGUGCAGGCGUGGGGAUGCCGGCCGAUUUGCAGCCCCACGCUACCGGAAGCGGAAAUAGCGGCUGGCGCCGCCAGAGUAUCCAUAACUGCCGUCGUGAUGCCGAAGGGUCCCAAGCAGCAGCUGCCGGAGCCCGAGUGGAUCGGAGACGGAGAGGGCACGAGCCCCGCAGACAAAGUGGUGAAGAAAGGGAAGAAAGACAAGAAGAAUAAAAAGACGUUCUUUGAAGAGCUGGCAGUAGAAGAUAAACAGGCUGGGGAAGAAGAGAAAGUACUCAAGGAGAAGGAGGAGCAGCAGCAGCAGCAGCAAAAAAAGAAACGAGACACCCGAAAAGGCCGGCGGAAGAAGGAUGUGGAUGAUGAUGGAGAGGAGAAGGAGCUCAUGGAGCGUCUUAAGAAGCUCUCAGUGCCAGCCAGUGAUGAAGAAGAAGAGGUACCUGCCCUGAUACCCCGAGGAGGGAAGAAAACCAAGGGAGGUAAUGCUUUUGCAGCCCUGAUUCAGGAUCAGAGUGAGGAAGAGGAAGAGGAGGAAAAACACUCUGCUAAGCCUGCCAAGCCAGAAAAGAAUCGGAUCAAUAAGGCGGUAUUUGAGGAACGACAACCAGGACUCAAGAACAAAAAGGGGAAGGCCAAGCCUCAAAAUAAAUUUUCCACUCUGGACAAUGAAGAUGAAGAGGAUAAAAAAGAAGAAACAACAAAGGAAGAGGAGCCACCCCAGCAAGGGAAGGAGAAGGCCAAUAAGGCGGAGCAGUUCUCACCAGGUUCAGAGGAAGAAGAAGGAGAGUCUAAGGCUGAUGACCCCUAUGCACAUCUUAGCAAGAAAGAGAAGAAAAAGCUGAAGAAACAGAUGGAGUAUGAGCGCCAAGUGGCUUCAUUAAAAGCAGCCAGUGCUGCUGAGAAUGACUUCUCUGUGUCACAAGCAGAGGUGUCCUCCCGCCAAGCCAUGCUGGAAAACGCAUCUGACAUCAAGCUGGAGAAGUUCAGCAUCUCAGCCCAUGGCAAGGAGUUAUUCGUCAAUGCAGACCUGUACAUUGUGGCUGGGCGCCGCUAUGGGCUAGUGGGACCCAAUGGCAAGGGCAAGACCACUCUCCUAAAGCACAUUGCCAACCGAGCCUUGAGCAUCCCCCCCAACAUCGAUGUGUUGCUGUGUGAGCAGGAGGUGGUAGCGGAUGAGACACCUGCAGUGCAGGCUGUUCUUCGAGCAGACACCAAGCGACUGAAGCUGCUGGAAGAAGAGCGACAGCUUCAGGGGCAGCUGGAGCAGGGUGAUGACACAGCUGCCGAGAGGCUGGAGAAGGUGUAUGAGGAACUGCGGGCUUCCGGUGCAGCAGCUGCGGAAGCCAAAGCCCGGCGGAUCCUGGCUGGUCUGGGCUUUGACCCUGAAAUGCAGAAUCGGCCCACAGAGAAGUUUUCAGGGGGCUGGCGCAUGCGUGUGUCCUUGGCCAGGGCACUGUUCAUGGAGCCCACACUGCUGAUGCUGGAUGAGCCCACCAACCACCUGGACCUCAAUGCUGUCAUCUGGCUCAAUAACUACCUCCAGGGCUGGCGGAAGACAUUGCUCAUCGUCUCCCAUGACCAGGGCUUCCUGGAUGAUGUCUGCACUGAUAUCAUCCAUCUUGAUGCCCAGCGCCUUCAUUACUAUAGGGGCAAUUACAUGACCUUCAAGAAGAUGUACCAACAAAAGCAGAAAGAACUGCUGAAGCAAUAUGAGAAGCAGGAGAAAAAGCUGAAGGAGCUAAAGGCAGGUGGCAAGUCCACCAAGCAGGCGGAAAAGCAAACAAAGGAAGCCCUAACUAGGAAGCAGCAGAAAUGCCGACGGAAAAACCAGGAUGAGGAGUCACAGGAGACCCCUGAGCUCCUGAAGCGCCCCAAGGAGUACAUUGUUCGCUUUACAUUCCCCAACCCCCCGCCACUUAGCCCUCCUGUGCUGGGCCUGCAUGGUGUGACAUUUGGCUAUGAGGGGCAGAAACCACUCUUUAAGAAUCUGGAUUUUGGCAUUGACAUGGACUCAAGAAUCUGCAUUGUGGGCCCUAAUGGUGUGGGGAAGAGCACCUUGCUCCUGCUCCUGACAGGCAAGCUGACUCCGACUCGUGGAGAAAUGAGAAAGAACCACCGGCUGAAAAUUGGCUUCUUCAACCAGCAGUAUGCGGAGCAGCUGCGCAUGGACGAGACACCCACCGAUUACCUGCAGCAAGUCUUCAACCUGCCCUACCAGGAUGCCCGGAAGUGCCUGGGUCGCUUUGGCCUUGAGAGUCAUGCCCACACCAUCCAGAUCUGCAAACUCUCUGGUGGGCAAAAAGCCCGAGUUGUGUUUGCAGAGCUGGCCUGUCGGGAGCCAGAUGUCCUCAUCUUGGAUGAGCCCACCAAUAACUUGGACAUAGAGUCGAUUGAUGCUCUGGGGGAGGCCAUCAACGAGUACAAGGGUGCUGUGAUUGUCGUCAGCCAUGAUGCCCGGCUCAUCACAGAAACCAACUGCCAGCUGUGGGUGGUGGAGGAGCAGAGUGUUAGCCAAAUCGAUGGUGACUUUGAGGACUACAAGCGGGAGGUGUUGGAGGCCCUGGGUGAAGUCAUGGUCAACCGCCCCCGAGAGUGAUCUCCCUUCCCAGAAGACCAGCUUGUGUGACCUGGAUGCCCCCUGUUGUUUCUCUGUCUCCACUCAGAAGCCUGCCUCUGUUCUGCAGCUGACAGGGAGGCAGAGGUGGUCUUGAUAUGAUUAGGAUGCCACUUUGAUUGCUUCCUUUCCUCUGAAAGAUUUGUUCACUUUCCUUAUAAACUAGUCUGGCCUUACUUUUGACACUUCUCUGUGCCGAAAGAGAUGAGCAUCUUCAUUAUUGUGGGUUCCAUCCAGCCAAACUUAGGUGACCAGAAGUUGUCUUGAGUCUCUCUCAUCACUCUGCACCCUGCCUCUGGUCCACUUUAAAGCUUCCAGCCCAGUGGCCCCCUGGUCUCUUGAGUGGUGCUGUUCUUUUUUGGUUUUUGAUGGAUUUCAUGCUGACUUUGUGAUACAAAUGGCUGUGGCAGUUCAACUGAGGGAGAAGUCAGGCCUGAGCUAUUAUCUGGCAUUUGGUGUGUGCAGUCUCUUGUCUAGUUGGAGACUUGGGGGCAGGAAAGGAACACUACUGAACUUGAAUUUCCCUGUACAAGGGGAAGGAAUAAAGGAAAGGAAUUACUGGUGCCCUGUCUGUUUGGAGAUUCAUGGGAGCUGGAACUGUUUUUGAUCUUGAUUUUCUUUCUUUUUUUUUUCUUCCUCCCUCCCUCCCUUCUUUCCCUCCUUCCUUCCUUCCUUCCUUUUUCUUUCUUUCAAAUAAAGAUUUUAUUUAUUUAUUUAUUUUUAGGCAGGUGACUGGUGGGAGAAAGAGAGGGAGAAAAACAUCAAUAUAUGGUUGCCUCUCAUGCACCCCCCUACUGGGAACCUGGCCCAUAAUCCAGGUAUAUGACUGGGAAUCAAGCCAGUGCCCCGUUGGUUCACAGGCUGGUGCUCAGUCCACUGAGCCACACUAGCCAGGUGGCUUAAUUUUCUUUAUUCAGUUUUCUGGUGGCAUUUAGUAUCCUCACUUCCCCACUAAUACAGAUGGAUCUAACCUGCACUCUUACUACACUUACAAUGGUGCUUGCUCUGAGGAGCCUCCCUCUCUUCCCCUCACCUUUCAGACAGGGAGAAGGGAGAGUCCAGGACACUCAGGUAUCUCACUGUACAAGGUCUGCCCCUGUGGUCAGGGACCAGCUACUAAAUCACCUGAUAUGUAGAGUACUGGGAGUUAUACCAGAAGGGGAAAGACAGAAUCUGCCUUCAUGGAUAGUUAGAGAAGGCUUAGCAAAUAGGACAUGAAUGUACAUUGUGAUAGGAUUAAUUGCCAGUGCAUGGUUCUCUAGACUCUUAAGUUGCUACAUGCCCCUAGAAGGGAAAGAUUAUCUGGAAUGUGAUUUUUGGGAGGAUCACUUGAAAAAAAAAUAAGGAUUUGAAUAAUGAGGGAACAGAGAGCCAUAUCUGGAACCAUGAAAGAGAAGAUCUAAGGCUUGGAAGGAAGAAAACCAAAACUGUAUAGGAGUUAAUGAGAGAAUAUGGCUCGAAUGGCCACUUUUCUUAGUUUUUGAAGAGUGGGUUUGGAAAGUAAAAUACAAGUGGUGGGUGGUGAUUUUAGGUAGUGAUAGGCAAGACAAACUGUAGAGCCAUGAUUGGUAUAGCUCAGUGGGCUUGGCAUCGUCCUGCAGACAGAAAGGUCCCCGGUUCAAUUCCCAGUUGGAAUACAUACCUGGGUUCUGGACCAGGUCACCUUUGGGCACAUGAGAGGCAACCAAUUGAUAUUUCUCUCUCUCCCUCCCUUUCCCUCUAAAAAUAAAAUCUUUUUUUUUUAAGGCAAACUGUAGAAACUUACAGGGGUAGACCCCAUACUUCCGUGGGGAAGAGGCAAUCCUGAACUAGACAGGGUUGGAAAGGACAGGGCAGAUGGAAGGACCAGAUAUGGGAACUGAAGACACGAGGGUGAUCAGUGUAGCUAACCUUUUCUAGGGAGAUAUAAAGAGCUGUUUGGUUAAGACUGAGGUCGGAACUCUAAUUCUGGGAAAUUAUUUUCUGGCCAAUUGAAUAAAUGAAACUGGAUUUCUAGUAAAAGUAUUUUACUACAAGUGCAGUUUUGGUGUGGAGACAGUUGUAGAGGUGCUAUAAGGUCACAUGUCUAAUUUAGAGAGAAAGCAACCCCCUCUUAACAUAAUUGGU